Molecule: messenger RNA, 356 nt
Organism: Oncorhynchus masou masou (cherry salmon)
Lineage: Eukaryota; Metazoa; Chordata; Actinopteri; Salmoniformes; Salmonidae
Product: transmembrane channel-like protein 3
Exons: 3
Cellular component (GO): plasma membrane
Molecular function (GO): mechanosensitive monoatomic ion channel activity
Source: RefSeq, a predicted model, not a curated record
GAAUUCCGGUCAGGAUGAGUGGCGUGUCUGAGACUGCUGUGGUCAGUAGACCCUCGACUACCAUGAAGCCACACAAGAGGGUCAGGAAGAACUCCAGGCGGAUUUACUCAUCUUAUCAAGACAACCAGCCAGGCCAAUCAGAUGAGGAGGGCAAGGAGGAUGAGCAUGCGGACAGCAACGACCCAGAGCAGAUGUUCCAGAACAUCCAGUUUCAGAAGGAGAUCAUCGCCAACAUACGCACCCGAGCCUGGCCUAUGAGGCGCAAGCUCAAAGCCCUCAAGCAGGCCAGAGAGAUUGUCCUGAAGUACGAGGGGAGGCUAACAAGGACCAGAGGGUACCAGGCUGCUGGGGCUGAU